This is a messenger RNA of Pieris macdunnoughi, 681 nucleotides long. Lineage: Eukaryota; Metazoa; Arthropoda; Insecta; Lepidoptera; Pieridae. The record is from the annotation of a GenBank genome assembly.
AUGCUUAACGUCAAAUUGUAUAAUAAAUCAAAUUCUCUACAGAAUACUAAUGCAUUGAAGUAUCUAGAAGAAUAUAAGAAUAUAAUCAAUUGGAAAACCGACUCAACGAUCCUUGACAUUGGUUGUGGCGAUGGGAGAUUGACAUCAAAAAUAUUCAAAGAAGUAAUUGCUACUUGCAAGACCAUGACGGGCUGUGACAUAAGUGAAGAUAUGAUACGAUUCGCAAAUGAACACUAUGCCUCGGAACGUGUUGAUUUCACUACCCUUAACAUAGAGGGAGAGCUGCCCGAUCAGCUAAGGGAACGUUUCCACCAUGCCAUUUCCUUUUUUGCUUUAAACUGGUGUCUUCGUCAAGAAACUGCGUUCCAGAACAUAUACGAUAUUCUUAAGGACCAAGGCAGUUGUUUUGCGAUUGUCGUAGGAAAAGUAUCUAUAUUCGAUGCACAAAGGUCCCUUGCUAAAGCCGAAAAAUGGAAGCCAUGGGUUACUGACGUUGAAAGAUAUAUAUCUCCAUACCAUGACAGUCAAGAUUCCCUUAAAGAUAUGCAACAAUUAUUAGGCAAAACUGGAUUUACUAUAAUAAAAUUGGAACACAAAUUAAUAUUUCACGAGUAUGAAAAUCUAGAGAAUUUCAAAGGUAGGUCUUGUCGUCGAAUGGGAAAAGAGACACAGACACGGUAA